Molecule: messenger RNA, 1341 nt
Organism: Radiomyces spectabilis
Lineage: Eukaryota; Fungi; Mucoromycota; Mucoromycetes; Mucorales; Radiomycetaceae
Exons: 3
Coding region: 1-1341 (446 amino acids)
Biological process (GO): beta-D-galactose catabolic process via UDP-galactose, Leloir pathway
Cellular component (GO): cytosol
Molecular function (GO): UDP-glucose 4-epimerase activity
Source: RefSeq, a predicted model, not a curated record
AUGCCGAGACUGUUGUGCAAAAGUGGCUCAGCAUCUGCUGAUGUCGUUGAUCAGCUUAAAGUUUUAGAGUUCCCAUCUGCCCCUCUCCAACUUCACUCGGUUGCCACCACCGUAUCCCGGACAGCUAUUGCUACCCACCGACCUUCCAUCUACAAACAGUAUAAAUCCAACAAUCUUAUUUACGGCAAAUCACCUCGCAAAAGACGUCAUACCGUCGACGGGGGAGAUCAAGCUGAUGCCGAUUUGACAUUGCAUAGACGACUGUCCACCGAUGUCAAGCCGACCGCCGCGGAACAGUCCCCCCAACGUUACGUUCUCGUCACUGGAGGAGCUGGCUAUAUUGGUAGUCAUACCGUAUUGGAGUUACUCAAAGUCCCUCACUACUCCAUCGUCGUCAUGGACAAUCUGGUCAAUUCUAAUUUGGAGGCGUUACGUCGUGUCGAACAAUUAGCAGGACGAUCGAUUCAUUUUGUCAAGGGCGAUGUUACGAGUGAAGUGGAUCUCAGUCACGUCUUCUCUCUUUACAAUUUCUGGUCGGUGAUUCACUUUGCUGCUAUUAAGGCGGUGGGCGAGUCGACCCGUAUUCCUCUCGAAUAUUACCACAACAACUUGACGGGAUCAUUGAAUCUUUUACGAGUGAUGAAGCAGUUCAACGUGAAAAAUCUCGUCUUCUCUUCCAGUGCUACGGUGUACGGAGAACCAGAGAUGAUGCCUGUUCGAGAAUCAGCACAGUUGGGCCCCGUUACCAAUCCCUACGGUCGGACAAAGUUGUUUGUCGAAGAAAUUUUGCGGGACGUUUGUGCUUCCGACCCUGAGUGGAACGUGUGUUUAUUGCGCUAUUUUAACCCGGUGGGAGCCCAUCCCUCUGGACUGAUCGGCGAAUGUCCUCAAGGUGUACCCAACAACUUGUUACCCUACGUUAUUCGAGUAUUGCAAGGCCAUUUACCUUUUGUACACGUGUAUGGCGACGAUUACGAGACAGUGGAUGGUACUGGGGUACGAGAUUACAUCCAUGUAUGUGAUUUGGCGACUGGUCAUUCCGCCGCGUUAAAAAAGCUGGAAGAAAAACCGGGCUGUGUUGCCUACAAUCUCGGGACAGGUGCAGGGUUCUCUGUCCUGGAAAUCAUUCACGCGAUGGAACGAGCAACCCACCGAAAAAUUCCAUACAAGGUAAAAAGAAAAAAGUUUCCCAGCCCUGCUUUCUGUACACUUUACCCUUGUACGCUGUCAGCGCAUAUGCGGCAGGUUUGGGUUAUCGUUUUUAUUUUUACUCAUGCAUUUCUUUGUUUAGAUCGUGGAUCGUCGUCCUGGAGAUGUGGGUACGUGUACGGCCGAUGCUAG